GAUCUUUUACAAAUCUGAAAUUCUUAUUAUGCUAUUCGAUUAUAGAUCUGUAAUUCGUCGGUCAACGGACUUUCAUCUCGUUUUCCAAAGCGCAUCCCGAUGUUGGAAGAGGAAGAGCUUGAAUCAAGCAAUGAAUCUGGUCAGAUAGGGUUGGAUGCUCCCAAACUCAUCCUCGAGCCGAGCCAUCAGAAAGCAAUCUGGAACAAGAAGUUCGCCUUGCUCCGGUCAUCAGAGAGCGUGGUCGACUCCAUUGACCGCUGGAUUUCCUUGACUGCAUGCAAGUACAGCGAUGGGAAGUUCUACCCAUCGCUGUUAAAGCCUUGGUGCAACAUUAACACAAGGCAGAACAACCUUGCCCAGCGAUGGGAAACCUAUCCCAUCGAUGGGUACCCAGCGAUGACCGAGGACAAAUUUGAUGCCAAGGACAUCAAAAAGGUGGAGAACUACGCCAAGGCAAUCAACAUGUUGUACUGUGCGGUCAAUCCUGAUGAUUAUCGCAAGAUCUCUUGCUGCACCACUGCAAAAGAAAUGUGGGACAAGCUAGAAGUCACGUAUGAAGGUACGGACCAAGUUCGGGAAGCCAAAAUUGACUUCCUAACGCAGGAGUACGAGAUGUUCAGGAUGAAGGAAGGCGAAAAGAUCGAUGACAUGUUCGAUCGGUUCUCAAAGAUCAUCAACGACCUUCACGCUCUCAAGAAGACGUACGCCAACAAGGAUCUUGUGAGGAAAAUCCUGCGGAGUCUCACACCCGAAUGGAGAUCAAAGGCUGACGCAAUUUACGAAUCCAUCGGAGUCUCCAAUGUCACCAUCGACGGGCUAAGAGGUAACCUCAAAACUUAUGAAUCUAAUAUUCUAACCCCAUCUUUGGAUGAACAAAAGAAGAAGGGAAUAGCACUGAAAGCAACCAAGGAGACCGUGGAAGAAGACUCAAGCGAUGAUGACAACGAGUUCGGACUCGUCAUCAAGAAAUUCCACAAAUUUAUGAAGAAGGAAUUUGAGCGCAAAGGAAGAAAGCACGACGGUCCCCCGAAGUGCUAUGGCUGUGGUGAGAUAGGCCACAUCAAGCCGAGGUGUCCAAAAGGCAAAAGCGGCAAGGACAAACCUGGCUUCAAAAAGCAACGCGCCUACAUCUCAUGGGCUGGCGACUCCGGGGAUGAGUCAACGGAUCAAGAAGAGGAAGAAGCCGCCAACCUCUGUCUCAUGGCACACGAAGACCACGUCGACGAAGUACAAGAGCUAUGUACCCCUUCUUCCGACUCUUACACUUUUGAAGAGAUGCAAGAAGCUCUUCGAGAGCUUUAUGAUGAAUUUGAAUGCUUGAAGGCGUCAAGUGUACUUUGGUACCUUGAUAGCGGAUGCUGCAAGCACAUGACCGGAGAUGCAUCCAAGUUCCUACAAAUCAAACCCGCCAAAGGAGGAAACGUAGUCUUUGGAGAUAGUAGCAAGGGAAAAAUUAUCGGCAUCGGUUCAGUAGAUAAUCCUCGCUUGGCGAGAAAGGAUAUUUGGGAUGAUCUUGCAGAUUCAUUAGAGAGAAUACACGUUGAUGACGAUGAAGAGAACACGGGAAUAUACACCAACACGCAGCCGCAAACUGAGGAGAUACCUCAAGCGACUAACCAAGGUGGAGAAGAAAAUCAAGAGGAAGAAGAAGAACAAGAGAAACACGAAGAAGAAGCAACCGAGCUUCCCGUCGCAUGGAGAACAAACAAGAAUCAUCCGCUUGACCAGGGACGGUUCAAGGUGAAGGAAUCCGGAAGUCAGGGGGAACCAUCGAUGGGUGGGCUAUACCAUCGCUGGGAGGGAAGUCUUCUCUUUUCCAGAACCCCUCUUCCCAUCAAAGGGUACCUUCUCCCAUCGAUGGGAAAAUCUAAGAGCAAGGCCUCCAAGAAGAAGACCGACAUCGAAGCAACGUCCUCUGCGCCCCAGCCAUUUCCAUACCUGGAUGGAUCCUUCCUCGAAUUUGGCUCGGAAGAAGAACUUACUCGAUUCAUCACCCACUUCGCCAAACGCCGUAUCUCUCCGCCAAGGGUGCUGCCCGAGUUGUUCCCUCAACAGAAGGGAUACCACGACCUCGACGAUCAACUCAAGGAGUCGGGUUUGUGGCCCUUCGUCUCCAAGAGCCGCACCUCCUUCAACCCCGCCUAUGUCCGGGCCUUAUACUCCAAUCUCCACCGGGACGGGGAUACCAUUCGCAGUAGCAUCAAUCUCUACGACUUAGAGUUUGAUUUGGCUACCUUUGCUCGGGUUGCAGGGCUGCCCACGCGCGGUGAAGACAUCGCGACAUAUGGUGGCGAUGAUUGGAUUCUCAACAACGAGGCGGUGGUCAUCCAAGAGCUUGGAAUCACCAACCUCAUCCGUCACAGCGGCGCACCAACCAUCCACUCAGCCCCGCCGGAAAAGCGUCUCCUACUCUACAUCCUCACCCGGAUUCUUCGCCCCCGGGACAGUAGCCACACCUCUCUCUCCAACAAGGAUCCCAAGGCGGUUCAUGCUAUCAUCCAUGGCGCCUCGAUCAAUUGGGCAAAAUACGUCAUGAUUCACAUGGUGGAUUGCGCCUCCAUCACCACCGAGCGGAGCUUGCCAUACGCCUUCCUCGUCAUGGAUCUCAUUGUUGCCUCCGACAUCCACAUCGCCAGCCCGGACACGAAGAUGACGAAGAUUUGGAUCAUCCAAGACAGCACCUUCCGGAAGAAGUCCGGUGACAGAAUCGGCGCAGGACCCAGUCGGGCUCCUGCCCCCGCUCCCGCCAAGGCCUCCUUACAGUCCAUAGCCGAUACCCUGAAUCGGCUAACCAUCACCGUGGAUGGCAUGGGCCAGUACCUAGAGAGGAUGGACUGGACGCUGCAACGCCAACACCACGACAUGAGGGCAUUCUUCUGCGGCAUCAACUACGUCCCGCCGCCCUUUGACACCACCUUCCUCGGCCAGAACUAUGAAGGCGAGGACGAGGAGGACAACUCCUAUGCUCCGUCCUCCUCCCUCGACAAAGCCGACUUUGAGGAUGCGGUCGACGGGGAUUUCAUGGACGUCGAGGACGACGAGGAUGACGAGGACGCCGAUGCCUAGACUCUUUCUUCUCUCCUUUCUCUACUUUGAUUGCAUGUUUUUUUAUCUCAAUUCCGUUGUAUUCCGCAUUUUCUCCUCUUUUAAUGAAUAAAAGUUCACGUU
Molecule: messenger RNA, 3168 nt
Organism: Cuscuta campestris
Lineage: Eukaryota; Viridiplantae; Streptophyta; Magnoliopsida; Solanales; Convolvulaceae
Source: the annotation of a GenBank genome assembly